Messenger RNA from Cryptosporidium muris RN66, 3294 nucleotides. Its product is annotated as exosome complex exonuclease RRP44, putative. NCBI's taxonomy places the organism in Eukaryota, Apicomplexa, Conoidasida, Eucoccidiorida, Cryptosporidiidae. The transcript is spliced from 3 exons. Gene Ontology annotation, cellular component: nuclear exosome (RNase complex); cytoplasmic exosome (RNase complex). The record is from RefSeq and is a predicted model, not a curated record. The coding region runs from base 1 to 3294 and encodes 1097 amino acids. Gene Ontology annotation, biological process: rRNA catabolic process. Gene Ontology annotation, molecular function: RNA binding; endonuclease activity; 3'-5'-RNA exonuclease activity.
AUGUCAGCAAAUUUGAGUCUUUAUAGUAUUGAAGAUGGGGUUGAGAAUACAUAUAUUUCUAGUUUUAUAAAAAAAACUAGACGAGGAAAAGUUAGGAAGAUUGUUCGUGAACUUUAUUACAGGUACCAAAUGAAUUGUGGUUUGUUUGGGUGUAAGCUGUGCUAUUUAAAUUUAGAUAAGGGGGACAUAUGUGGUCCUUCAUAUGUGGUAUUUCCAUUUUCAGAUGUCUUGCUAAAGCACCCUGACUUUUUUCUUCAGGAUGAAUCCUUAACAAGUGUGGUUCUAACAUAUUCAGUACUUGAGAAUGUAGGUGUUGUCAACAGACCCUUGUUAAAUACAUUAAAAAAUCUUGUAAGGAGUACUAACACAGGUUUAAAUUGUGUAGUAUUCAAGGAUGAAAGUGAGAAAGUUAUGGAAGGUAUGGAAAUAAAUAUUGGUAAUAUAGAUGUGACAAAUUCUUUAAAUAAUGAGGAAUAUUUAAAAAAUCCUGUGAAUACCAGUGAAAAGCAUGAACGUCAGUAUAUUGCAUUCCCAGAUUCUCUUUUUGUAGAAACUUUAAGUACUGAAUAUUCUGGCAUUGAGAAAACAGCAAGAAGUUUAAUUAAAACUAUUGAAUGGUAUAUAAAGCAUUUUAAAGAAGCUUCAGCUCAGGAUACAAAACUUUACCUUUUAUGUGAGGAUGAAAAGUGGUUUGAGUUGUUUUUAGAUCAUUUUGGUAAUGUAGAUACUUGUAAAGUUUUGAGUCCUUAUUCUUUCUCUGAGCUAGUGUCUUCGAAGUUUCCAUCAGCUGGUGAAAAAUUAUCAAUUCCUAACUUCCAAGAAGUUGAUGGGGUUAUAAAAAGUAAUUUGGAAUUAUCAGAAUAUAUAUACCCUUCUCAUUUGAGCGAAGAAGAGAUAAUAGAAGGUAUAAAUAAAGGUGAAUAUUUUAAAGGGAUUAUUAGAUUUGUUAGUAGAUCUAAAGGAUAUGUUGAAGUUGAAGUACCUUCAACACAAUCAGAAUCGUCAUUAACUAAUUCUACCAGAUUGGAAUUUAAUUAUAGGACAAUUAGUAUAGAAAUUGCUGGAUAUAUAAAUUUAAAUCGCUGUAUUGAUGGAGAUUAUGUUGUCGUAAAGAUUGAAGAGAAUGAUAGUGUCGAAAACAGAUCAAUGAACCUUUUUUUGAUAAAGUCUCAAGAUACUUUAGAAUGUGAAUCUGAGUCAAAAACUGAAAUUCCAGUUACAGGAGGGAUUUUACUUGCAGAAGAGGACUGUAUUGGUGAUACUGAAUUAGAUAUAGAAUUGGAUUCACUACAUUUAGGAAGUUUACCAGAUAGCAAGAAAAGCUCUAGCAUAGCAAGGGAUCAUUAUAAUGGUAAAGUUGUUGGUAUUUUAAAGCGAAAUUGGAAAGAAUAUUGUGGUACUUUACUACCAUUAAAUACUGAUGAUAAUCGUUAUAGUAUAUGCUACAAUUCUUCAGCUAGACAGCACAGAAUUUUCAUCCCAAUUGACCCUAAAAUCCCAAGGAUUCGCAUACACACUAGGAUGUCCUCAUUACUUGAUUAUCAACGACUUGUAGUUGUUAUUGAUGAAUGGGAUAGAUCUUCAUUCUAUCCUUCAGGGCAUUGGGUAAGUACUUUAGGAAGAGCAGGAGAUUUGGAAGCUGAAACUUCAGUCAUUUUACAUUGUAGAAAUAUACCUUCAGCAGAAUUUCCAAACAAAGUUUUGAGGUGUUUACCAAAUUAUGGAACUAACAAGGAAUGGGAACCUCGUGAAUCUGAUUUUUCUGGAAGAUCAGAUUGGAGAAAUAAACUUGUAUUUUCUGUCGAUCCUCCUGGCUGCAAAGAUAUUGAUGAUGCUCUUAGUAUCGAACUUAUUGAAGGUGAUGAUGCUAAUGGGAAGCUAGCACCAAAUGAUGAUGUCUGGUAUCGUGUAGCUGUUCAUAUUGCAGAUGUUACUCACUUUGUGAAGCCGAAUACUACGAUUGAUGAAGAGGCUAGUAGACGGUGUACUACUUGUUAUCUAGUUAACCGUCGUAUAGAUAUGCUCCCUGGAGAGUUAACAACUGAUAUUUGUUCUUUAGUUUCACAUAAAGAUCGUUUAGCUUUUACUUGUAUUUGGGAAAUAAAUGGACUAUGCAAAAUAAGAAGAUCAAACUUUGAAAAAACGAUCAUAAACUCAAAGCAUUCAUAUACAUAUGGAGAAGCCCAAUCGAUUAUUGAUAAUCUUAGUAAUAACUCAAAUGAGGCAGUUGCACUUCGAAGACUGCUAAAUCUGUCUAAAAUACUACGUAAAAGAAGAAUUGACCGUGGUGCUCUUGAAUUAGCUUCAUCUGAAGUUAAAAUAGAUCUUGAGGAAGCUAGGACAGUAAAACAAAGUGAUAUUAUAGAUACAUCAACAGAAAUUGAUAACACUAGUGCUAGAAAUUGUAAUGAAACUUCUAAAAUACCAAAUAUUAAGUCAGUAAAUAUGUAUCAGUAUUUAGACACAAACUCAAUGGUUGAGGAGUUCAUGCUUCUAGCAAAUAUUACGGUUGCAGAAUUUACACUAAAACAUUUCCCUAGCUGUGCUUUAUUAAGAAAGCAUCCAGAACCUAAGUAUGACCAGCUUGAUAAACUUGCACAAGUAAUAGCAAAGGCUGGUAUUCACAAUUUUAAGUAUAAAACUUCUGCUGAGCUAGCAAAAAGCUUAAAUAAUAUUAAAGAUGAUCCUAAUUUUCAAAAAGAUCCUAUAGUUAAUAAGUUGAUUAGAAUUCUUACAACUCGCACGAUGAAUCAAGCUGUAUACUUUACAACUUGUAAAUCAAGUGAGGGGACGUAUCACUAUGGUCUUGCUGAAAAUAUUUAUACUCAUUUCACUUCACCUAUAAGAAGAUAUGCUGAUAUUAUUGUUCACAGACUCCUUGAAGCUUCGCUUGGGUUUUCAAAGUUGAAUGAAGAUAUUAGCAAUAAAGAUAAGAUGUUAAAGCUCACUCAAAGACUAAAUAAAAGUAUGAGAAAUGCCCAACUUGCUGGAAGAGAUUCAUCUAAACUUUUCAUAUACCUUUAUUGUAAGCAACAUGGAAAGCAAAUUGUAGAAGCUAUGAUCAUGCAAGUUAGAAAUAAUUUCAUUCUUGUUUUUGUUCCUGAUUUUGGAUUUGAGGGCUCUGUUAAUCUUGACACUGACAAAUUUAAAUAUGAUUUUUCAGUGCCCCAGCUUGUUAAUAAUGAAGAUCCAACUGAGACCUUAAAACUAUUCGAUAGAGUAAUUGUUACUGUUUAUAUAUCAGAUGAAUAUUUCCAAAACAAGGUGAUAUUAGACUUGGUGUCUAAGAAGUAA